Molecule: messenger RNA, 5252 nt
Organism: Heterocephalus glaber (naked mole-rat)
Lineage: Eukaryota; Metazoa; Chordata; Mammalia; Rodentia; Bathyergidae
Gene: Gcgr
Product: glucagon receptor
Biological process (GO): cell surface receptor signaling pathway; adenylate cyclase-activating G protein-coupled receptor signaling pathway
Cellular component (GO): plasma membrane
Molecular function (GO): peptide hormone binding; glucagon receptor activity
Source: RefSeq, a predicted model, not a curated record
CGACCCCGCAGGCGGGAGCGCGGAACGGGGGGCGGGAGCUGGCGGGGGGCUCCUGGGCCGGCGGUCUCUGGGUCCUGGGUGUCGCCAUCCUCGCUCGGGGAGGGACCGCUCCGUUCCACCGCAGAGGGGCACCCUCCGGGUUCCCGCACCGUCGGGCAGGGUUGGGGUCCCAGUUCCUCUCCCGACCCUGGGCUUCGGAUUCGCCCUUUCUGCGCCCCUACCCCGGGCGCGCACCCAGCUCCGCGGCCGCACCCGGCCCGGUCCUCGGGGACGCGUGCUCCCCUGUCCAGCGCGCCCCUGCUCAGCACGGCCCGGGGGUACCCGACUUGCCCCGACGGGUGAGGGGCGCUGGCAUCCGCCUGGCCGGCUCUUCUCGCGGCCCGCACUUGUGUCUUUGACCCGGGCAGGCGCCGGCCACUUCCCUGCCUCCUCUCCAGUCUCUCCGGGGGCCCCGUCCCUCUCUUCUGGCCUCGGGGUUCCUGCCCCGACCCCAGACCGACUGACCCCUCACCUCCUGGCGCCCGCCUCCUCCUCCUCCGAGGGCCUGCCAGGGCUGUUUUCCCGUCCUCCGUGUUGGGGACAUGGUGUGUGGGGGAGCUCGCUGGCCAGCAUCCCAGGCCUGCCCGCCCCAAAGGGGCUGGGGAGGAGGGAGGCUUUGCCAACAGCCCUAGCGCCCCAGGUUGGGACCUUCUUUGGUUUCACAAAAACAUCCCCCCUUCGGGCCAGCCGGGGAGUUAGCUCAAUGGUUUCGCCACCCGCUGCGCAAGAGCAAGGACCCGAGUUUGAUCCCAGGUACCAAAAAACAAACAAAAGCCCAUCUCCCCUUCUACUUCUGACCUCAGGGCUCUGGAUUGUCUGGGGUACCCUCCCUGGCCCUCCGAUCAGUGCCUUCCUUGGCUGAUAGAAGCCACUUAGUGUCGCUCAGCCACUCCCACUGGAAAUCGGUGGGACACUGGCUGAGCCACCAGCACCCGAGUCACGUGCCCUGCUGAAGCUGGUGUGGGGCAGUGCCAGCCCAGCAAGCAGCAGGGGCAGCAGGGUCGGUCCAGGUGGCCCGUGUGGCUCCACGGGCGUGUACGGAGGAGGGGAUGUGCAGCAGUAGGGCUGGGGGAGUCGCUGGCAGCCUGCAUCUCCAGCCCUGGGUCUGCAGCCUUAGGGGGAGCUGUGCGGUCCAAGAAGGCGGAAGGGUAGGGUCCAGGUCUGCGCUUCCCACCCGUACAUGCUCCUUGCCCGGGAGGGUGUUAAGGUGGAAAGGGGCCAGGCCCAGCGCUCUGGCCAAUGGGAGCCCUGGAUAGCACCUCCACAUCUGGCUCCUGGUCAUCCUGGGGCUCCAGUCCACUCACUCGUUGGACAAACAUUUGUCAUGCGGCUGCUGGCUGUCUGGGUGUCGGUGUUUAUCCCACAGCGGGGGGGCUGGACACACGCAGAUGGCCGUCCUUCCCAGCAGGGGACAGAGCCCUUUGCCCUCUGGCAGCCGGCGUUUGCUCAUGCGCCCUGAGGAGGGGCAGAGGCACCCACCUGGGAGGUGACACUGCCUGCCCUCGGUCCCAGGCUGUUCCCUAGGCCAGCUGGCGUCUGGUGCUCCUGGUGGGGACCCUGGAGCUCAGCCUCCACAGCUGAAAACCCACUGGCCGAGUCCCCUCCCCAUCAGGCGUGUCCGGAAAUGUUACCCGCACUUCCCCACCCCCGGGGGGGCAUCACCCACUUCUGACCAGUGGGAGGGGCCGGGCCUCUGUUUCAGGGUAGAGGCGUGAGUCUCUGCAGUCCUUCCUCCCCUCACCCUACCCAGGGGAUCCCAACCCUACCUUCCCCACCUUCUUUCUUCUAGGAGGGGCUGUUUCCUUUUUGUUUUUUUGAGACAGGCUCUCGCUCUGUAGUUCAGGCUGGCCUCGAACUCACUGUGUAGCCCAAGCUGGCCUUGAACGCACAGCGAUCCUCCUGACUCAGCCUCCUGAGUGCGGUGCCGGGAUGGGAUCCCAGGCGUGUGGCUCCCUGCCCCACCCUUCCCCACCUUCUGGGGCGGGGGGGGAGACAUGCAGAAUGCCCAUCCUUGGCCAGCUGCCAUGAGGAAAGGUCAGGGAGCAGCCCGUCGCCCUUCACCGCCGCCUCUGGACCCUGCUUUUCUCCAGGUGCUUCCGGACUAAGGGACCCCGGUGGGUGGCUUCCACGUGGCGCCAGCAGCCCCGUCCCUUCUGCACAGUCAGCUCUGUGGGUCCUGAUAGUCUGGCAGCAGCAAGGAGGGCCUUGGCUGCUCCCAUUUCCCACAGGGACACUGGACAGAGCUGGCCCCAGGGGCACAGGGCCUCCUCGCUGGGCUGUCCUCCCCCGUGGGGCUGCUACCCCUUGCACGAUCCAGGGCUGCAUCUUCCUGUGCAGGGCCCCGCCUACCUCUUCAGUCCACGAACCCUGGCCACCUCCUGUCCCCUCUGUCCCCAACGCCUGCCCCCCCAGGCCCCCUGGGAGACCUGGAGCUGAGGGCCGCAGCAGCAGCAGCAGCAGUGGACUAUCCCAUCAGAUCAGAAGACGACUCCCUGGUGACCCUUCCCCGACUACCUGCUGUGGGCUCCUCCCCGGCCCCAGCCCAUGGUGCCUGGCUCACCAGGACCUGGCCCUGCCUCCCAUCUGUGCCUGUGUAACCAAGGGCCAGGCUCGGUCCCGUACAGCCCCAGUGCUCACCCUCAGCCGUGGUGCACCCCUCUCCUCCCUGCACUGUCUUCUGUGCUGUCUGUCCGUCUGUCCACAUGUCUCCCUCCCUUUGCCCAUCACAGCCCUGGGGCCUCGCAGACAGGCCCGGGGAGUGCUGCUUCUCCCAAGGGACUCAGUCGGAGCAAAAGAGGGCUCUGCUGCAACCUCAAGCUCCCAGGACCGGGCACGGUGGCACCCCCCAGUCCCUUGUACGGAGGGGUCCCUUUUCUGGGCUCCAGCCUCUGAUAGUGCCGAUCUCAAUGGAAUGUGCUGCCAGCCAGCCUGUGGUGUUUCAGGCACCCAGAAGCCCUGCCUGAGCCUCGCCUGAGGCUGUGGGGCCAUGUGGGCAGGCUGGAGUGUGUUCCACACACCUGGCCCCUGCAUGGCCGGGAGCUGACCUGCCCGUGGGGGCCAAGUGACACCCCAGGCGGGUUGCCUGGCCGACCCACUUUCUCAUGGAGUGUGGCGAGGAGCGUGGGGCUGGCUGGACCCUGAGGUGCUGGCAGGCUGAGGUGUGCAGCUGAGGAGGCUGGUGUCCCGCUGUGCUUUGGGCCUAGCCACCAGCAUGGGGGGUUCUGGGACCGUCAGAGCCACCAGACGGAAACCCCCAGGUAAAGCCACCGACAGAACCACGAAGUCCUGGAACGGGUGACCACCCUUGUGUCCCCUCCCUCCCAGACCCCAAAUCAUCAAUAGGGCUGGUUUUAGGGGACCAGGACGCACCUGGCUGUGACUCUCACUGGAUGCUGCUGCUCAGACCCUCUGCUCCCUGAGGAGGGGCGUGCACACCCCAAGGACCCAGGUGUAAGGCCCCUGGCAGAUGUAGGGGCAGCAGCCCAGAGGCAUGCCCCCUGCCCAGCCCUGCCAUCCCCACCUCCUGGUGCUACUCCUGCUGGCCUGCUGGUUGCCCCUCACCUGCCCAGCCACAGGCUCCCUCCGCUCAGGUGAUGGACUUCUUGUUCGAGAAGUGGAAGCUGUACAGUGACCAGUGUCACCACAACCUGAGCCUGCUGCCUACCCCCACCGAGCUGGUCUGUAACAGAACCUUUGACAAGUACUCCUGCUGGCCAGACACCCCACCCAACACCACAGCCAACAUCUCUUGCCCCUGGUACCUGCCCUGGUAUCACAAAGUGCAGCACCGCCUGGUGUUCAAGGAGUGCGGGCCCAACGGACAGUGGGUGCGGGGGCCCAGGGGGCAGCCAUGGCGCAACGCCUCACAGUGCCAGAUGGAUGACCAGGAGAUCGAGGCCCAGAAGGAGGUGGCCAAGAUGUACAGCAGCUUCCAAGUGAUGUACACGGUGGGCUACAGCCUGUCCCUGGGGGCCCUGCUCCUCGCCCUGGCCAUCCUGCUGGGCCUCAGCAAGCUGCACUGCACGCGCAACUACAUCCACCUGAACCUGUUUGCAUCCUUCGUGCUCAAGGCGGGCUCUGUGCUGGUCAUCGACCAGCUGCUCAAGACCCGAUACAGCCAGAAGAUCGGAGAUGACCUCAGUGUCAGCGUCUGGCUGAGCAAUGGGGCAGUGGCCGGCUGCCGUGUGGCCGCAGUGAUCAUGCAAUACGGCGUCGUGGCCAACUACUGCUGGCUGCUGGUGGAGGGUGUGUACCUGCACAGCCUGCUGAGCCUCGCCACCUUCCCCGAGCGGAGCUUCUUCUCGCUGUACCUGGGCAUCGGCUGGGGUGCGCCCCUGCUGUUUGUCAUCCCCUGGGUGGUGGUCAAGUGUCUGUUCGAGAACAUCCAGUGUUGGACCAGCAAUGACAACAUGGGCUUCUGGUGGAUCCUUCGAGUUCCUGUCUUCCUGGCCAUCCUGAUCAACUUCUGCAUCUUUGUCCGCAUCAUUCACCUGCUGGUGGCCAAGCUGCGGGCCCGCCAGAUGCAUUACACUGACUACAAGUUCCGGCUGGCCAGGUCCACCCUGACCCUCAUCCCUCUGCUGGGUGUCCAUGAAGUAGUCUUUGCCUUCGUGACGGACGAGCAGGCCCAGGGCACCCUUCGUUCCGCCAAGCUCUUCUUCGACCUCUUCCUGAGCUCCUUCCAGGGCCUGCUAGUGGCUGUUCUCUACUGCUUCCUCAACAAGGAGGUGCAGGCAGAGCUGUGGCGGCGCUGGCGGCGCUGGCACGAGGGCAAAGCACUGCUGGAUGAGCGCAUCACAGGCAGCCACUCAGCACCAACAGGGCCCAGCCACAGCCCCCUCUGCAAGAACCUUCAGCUGCUGAAGGGGGACAGCAAUGGGGCCAGCCAGGACCCCUCUGCAGAGACCCCCUUGGCCAAUGGCCUCCCUGGAUUGGCCGAGAGCCCCUUAUGAGGGAGGCUCUGCUGGAGCCCAGGCUGGGGCUGGACCCAGGCACCAGAGAGCUAUCCCAGAACAGCCCUGAGCUGGACGCCUGGCUCCACCGUCCCCGGGCCCUCCUCCCCACACCUUCCCUGACCCUGGGGCCCACGGCAAGAUGACUUAGUGUGGCAGGGGAGCUGUGCCAUGACUGCAGGCAUGGCUUCCCCUGUGUGUUGGUGUCCUCUGUGUGUGAAAAUGUGUGUCCUCCAAUAAACAGCUCAAGUGGUGCCCACA